This is a messenger RNA of Ruditapes philippinarum (Manila clam), 1943 nucleotides long. RefSeq names its product cytosol aminopeptidase-like. NCBI's taxonomy places the organism in Eukaryota, Metazoa, Mollusca, Bivalvia, Venerida, Veneridae. Gene Ontology annotation, cellular component: cytoplasm. The transcript has 13 exons. Gene Ontology annotation, biological process: proteolysis. Gene Ontology annotation, molecular function: metalloaminopeptidase activity; manganese ion binding. Bases 18 to 1598 code for a protein of 526 amino acids. The record is from RefSeq and is a predicted model, not a curated record.
UGGCUCUUAUUUCCAAGAUGGCAGCUUCCAUGAAAGUCAUUGGCCGCAAGAUUCAUAAGCCUGUUUUAAGUACAAUAUGCCAGCACAGCCGUUUUUCUACUCACAAUAUUCUUAACAAAGGUGCUGUCUUAGGUGUUUACCAGGCAAAAGAAAAGGAUGGGGACCUUAUAUUGGAUAAGAGUACACAAUUUUUUGAUGAUAAGUCUUCCAAGAAGAUCUCAGGUCUGCUCAAAGUUGUUAGCAGAGAUUUGAAGAAAGGAGGAUGCCGAGUGUUGUACGAUGUGGUUCCUGGCUAUGAAAGUGUUGCCUUAUGCUGCAUAGGUGAGAAGGGAGCCAGCUUCAAUGAGGCUGAAGGCUUUGACGAGGGUUCUGAAAAUAUCAGAGCAGCAGUGGCAAGUGGUGUAAAGACAUUAAGAAGUAUUGGAGAAACAGAGGUUGACGUUGAUCCUUGUGGAAAUGCUGAAGCUGCAGCAGAGGGUGGAUAUUUAAGUUUAUUUGAGUAUGAUGAACUUAAAGAUAAGACAAAGAGGAAAAAGGCUGUUAAACUGUCCUGCCUGGUUGACCAUAUUACUGCAAGUUCUAGUGCAAAGAAAUCAUGGACAAGAGGAAGGAUAAAGGCUGAAGGACAGAAUUGGGCCCGCCAUCUAAUGGAAAUGCCAUCGAACAAACUAACACCAGCCUUGUUUGUAGAGGCAGUACAACAAAAAUUUGCUAAUAGAUCAAAUGUUACGAUACAUGUACGGGAUAAGUCUUGGAUACAGAGUGAGAAGAUGGAGGCAUUCCUAGCGGUGUCACAAGGUUCGAGUGAGGCUCCCUACUUCCUGCAUAUAGAAUACAAACAUCCAGACAAUAAAAUGUCCAGUCCCGUUGCUGUUGUUGGCAAGGGUGUAACUUUUGAUACAGGCGGUAUUUCCAUCAAGCCUGCAGCCAGUAUGGACCAGAUGAGGGCAGAUAUGGGCGGAGCAGCUUGUACAGUCGGUACCUUGUACUCCGUAGACCGGUUAGAUCUUCCAGUACAUGUACAUGCAUUUAUACCUCUAUGUGAGAAUAUGCCUGGUGGUCGAGCAAUUAAACCGGGAGAUGUUGUCACGGCAAGAAAUGGUAAAACUAUACAGAUAGAUAAUACAGAUGCCGAGGGUCGUCUUAUACUAGCCGAUGCUUUAAAUUAUGCCGAGACUGUCAAUCCUCAAGUCAUUCUAGAUAUGGCUACUUUAACAGGAGCAAUUGACGUUGCUCUGGGGUCAGGUGCCGCAGGGGUUUAUGCUACGUCAACAGACACUUGGAAUAUACUGCAGAAAGCAGGUGCUAAUACUGGGGACAGAGUAUGGAGAAUGCCUUUAUUUAAUCACUAUACAAAACAAGUGACAGACUGUAAACUAGCUGAUGUUAACAACAUCGGGAAACAUUCUAGAUCCGGGGGAUCAUGUACUGCCGCUGCUUUCUUAAAGGAGUUUGUUACAAACAAGAAUUGGAUGCAUCUAGAUAUAGCUGGAGUUAUGUCGAACAAAGAUGAAGUACCUUAUCUUAACAGUGGGAUGGCAGGUCGACCCACCAGGACUAUUGUUGAAUUUAUUGAAAUGCUCAGCAAAGCAGAGUGAUAUUUAUGAUUACUGAAAGAAAUAACAUCUGGAUACUGUUUAAAAAGUGAGAUAUUCAAACUUCAUGAAGAGGUUGCGAUAUUCAACAUAAGUCGAGAGUCAAAGGAUAAAUAAUGGCAGCCAGGGCUUGGCUUAUGAACAAGAAACAUGUUGACGAGGGUAAAGCUGCAAACGAUACUUUGGUGAAACUUUAUUCAUUUAUACUCGGAUUUAAAAAAAAAACUGUACAAUCAGCUUGUUGUCAUACCCGUAUGAUAAAAUUUUUUAUAGGAGAUUUGUAAUUUUACAAUUGUUGAUACUGUGAAUCAUAAUAGUCUGAAAAUAAAAUAAUUUUCACUAAAAAUG